AUGAAAUUCAGUCAAUCGUCUCUGACAUCAAAAUUUGUACAGUUGCGAAAAAAUCACGUUAAUCGUAGUUCAUUGGAAACAAACCGUUUGUUGAUACGUUUAGAAAAACUAGUAGACGUAGCAGAGACUCACGAAAGUGAUCGGAAAGUAUUUGAACAAACCAUUGUGCCAUGGAUUGAUGCGAAAGUAGAUCUAUGUCCAUGCUGUGGCAAGGGAUUUGGUUUAGGCGCUGAAAUGGCGUUCCCAGAUGAAGACGAUAAUCAUUUGGAUUCCUCAGAAAAAAAUAUGAACAUUUCAAAGUUUUGGCCGAACAAAACUAAUGUCACUCGUUUAGCAAAUACUAUUUUGGACUAUAACCCUGUAUAUCGCAGGAGACAUCAUUGUCGUUUAUGUGGAUAUGUUUUAUGUGCAGAUUGCAGUUAUUUUAUUUCUUUACAUAAUGCUCGUGCUCUUUUACACGCACUUAAUGGACAAGAUUUAGAUCUUUUUUAUACCUCUUCGAAUGCAUCUAAUACUAGUGAUCAUCCGAAUCAUUCAUUAGAAUCAGAAGUUAUUUUUCGGAAAAGAAAUAUUUCCCCUUCCCAAAAUGGUUAUGAGUUGCGUGUAUGUCCCAUCUGUAUAACUAUCUUGAAGAGGAAAGUUAACAGUUUGAAAACGUUAUCAGUCAAUACCCCAAUCAUCCAAAUGCAUAUAGAAUUCAAGGAGUUAAUGAAAAAAGUUUGCGAGUCGUUACCUUCCUACACCAUCAUUGCUGCGAGUCUAAAUUCUGGGGAACACAAGUAUACACUAGAAUCUGCCAGAUCCAUGCACUCCGAUUUGUUGCAAGCAUUACAAAAAAUUGAAGCACUCGGACGACAGUUUGCAAAAUACAGUGAGCCAAAUUCAGAACUUUAUGUCAACAGGGUGGUGGCGCGCUUGACAUUAGCAGUUUAUCGAAGGGCAAGAAAUUUUGUCCAAAAUUACCUCCCACCUUUGCAAGCUCUUCCUACACUUAGACAAUAUGAUAACCUAACUUCACAGCGCAAAGAUGAAUUGGCUGUUCGAUGGGCUGAGGAAGAUAGAGCUCUUUCGGAACUGAUGGAGCGAGUAUCAGGCAAACCAAACUUUGCAAACAUAGAUCCAACUAUGAAUCCUACUACAAAGACAUGGCAAAGAUUCUUCCAACUACCUAACACUUAUGAGAAACACCAAGUUAAGAAAACUACGAUACAGCAUUUAUCCGAUGUAGCAAAUAGAAUGGAUUACGUUGCUGGACAAAUGAUGGCUGCGCGCAAAGAGGGUCGACUGCAAACAGCAGAACAGUUGGCAUGUACACUUGACCAACUUGAACAAGAAUUUCAGAAUAUCAGUUCUAGUCUUAACGACAGUGAAGUGUUAACAACCUAGCUGUACAUAUUAAUGAAGUAUUCGAAACAGUACAAUAAAACAAAACUAAUUAAAAAUCUGAUUAAUUUAUUGUACUUGCAAAUUUACUCAUAUUUUCUAAUUUACAAUAAGAAUUAUCAUUGAAGGAAGACGUUCUUGAUUGGGAUAUACAAGAAAUUAUACAAAGCCAAAGCUUUUUGUUCCGAUCGCCUGUAACAGUUUGUCACGUAAUAUGUGCCUUGAUGAAUAUAGUGGUAAAUAGAGACGCGAAAUACAUGUGUUAGCAGAUGGGAGAUGAUGAUCAUCAGGUGGCCUGAUUGUUAUUGAGGGCAUAGGUUGAAACCC
Messenger RNA from Schistosoma turkestanicum, 1710 nucleotides. The record is from the annotation of a GenBank genome assembly. Lineage: Eukaryota; Metazoa; Platyhelminthes; Trematoda; Strigeidida; Schistosomatidae.